AUGACUCGUUUUCUUGAACGAUUUUAUGCACUUUUCCUGCUUUUCAUGCAUGCUGCAGGACCCGUCCUCGGAUUCAACAAUAGCUCUGAAAUAAAGUGCAUUGAGAGGGAGAGACAAGCACUCCUCAGCUUCAAACAUGGCCUCGUAGAUGUCCGUGGCAUGCUGUCUACAUGGAGGGAUGAUGAGAAGAGUCGAGAUUGUUGCAAAUGGAAAGGCAUUCAAUGUGACCAUCAAACAGGUCAUGUAACCAUCCUUCGUCUCCGUGGUUCCUUUCCACAAUAUUUGACAGAUGCAGUCAAUAUGACUUCACUGUUUGCCUUGCAAACUAUUCAACAUUUGGAUCUCAGCAACAAUUUUUUUAUAGAGAGUCACAUCCCCCAACUCAUCGGCUCACUUACUAACUUAAGAUAUCUCAAUCUCUCUAAUUCUCAUUUUAGUGGCAGCAUUCCUACCCAACUUAGAAGCCUUACACAUUUAAGGUAUCUCGACCUCAAUUAUAAUACUCUUGAUGGGAAACUCCCUCGUCAACUUGGAAAUAUGUCACAGUUGAGAUACCUUGAUUUGAGUGGUAAUUCAUUUUCAGGAGCACUCCCUUUUCAGGUUGGGAAUCUUCCUUACUUGCAAACUCUUAGACUUGGUGGUGAUUUUGAUGUCAAACCUAAGGAUGCAGACUGGCUGUCUAAUCUCUCUUCCCUAACACAUCUUGCCAUCGAUGGUUUACAUAACCCUGACUGGUUGCAUAUGAUUCAUUAUCCAAAGCUAAGAGAGUUGAGACUAGUUGAUUGUUCUCUUUCAGAUACCCAUAUUCAAUCUCUGUUUUAUUCACGUUCCAACUUUUCCAAUUCUCUUACCAUCCUUGACCUUUCUUCUAAUAUGCUCACAUCCUCAACAUUUCAGUUAUUAUCUAACUUUAGCCUUAAUCUUCAACAGCUUUAUCUUUCUCAUAAUAACAUUGUUUUCUCAUCUCCAGUCCACUCAACCUUUCCUUCUCUUGUGAUCCUUGAUCUUUCCAAUAAUAACAUGACAUCAUCGGUCUUUCAAGGUAUUUUCAACUUCAGUUCAAAACUUCAAAAUCUUUAUUUGCAAAGAUGUAGUCUUGGGGAUGAUAGUUUUCUCAUGUCAGCUAUUUCAAUUACGAAUUAUUCGUCUUCUCUUGUCUCGCUUGAUCUCUCCUUUAAUCUAUUGAAAUCAUCAUCCAUAUUUUACUGGCUCUUCAACUCCACCACCAAUCUUCGUACACUUAAACUUGAUCAUAACAUGUUGGAAGGUCCCAUUCCAGAUGGAUUUGGGAAAGUAAUGAACUCUAUUGAAGUUCUUGACCUCUCUGGUAACAAACUGCGAGGCGAGAUUCCAUCUUUCUUUGGGAACAUGUGCACAUUGCAGAGUUUAUACCUCUCAAACAACAAGUUGAGUGGGGAAAUUUCCCAUUUCUUUCGGAAUUCAUCAUGGUGCAACAGACACGUGUUUCAGAAUUUGUAUUUAUCUUAUAACAACAUUACAGGCACGUUACCUAUGAACAUUGCAUUGCUAUCUGAGUUGGAGGGCUUGCUUUUGGAUGGAAAUUGCUUGGAGGGUGAUGUCACUGAAUCCCAUCUUUCAAACUUUUCCAAAUUAAGGUACUUACAUUUGUCAGAAAACUCCCUAUCUCUAAAAAUAGUCCCUAACUGGGUUCCUCCUUUUCAAAUAAUAAGCUUGGGACUAAGAUCUUGCAAGUUGGGUCCUAGAUUUCCUAGUUGGCUCCAUACUCAACGCUUCUUAGAUUUUCUGGAUAUUUCUAAUAAUAGGCUUAAUUGUUCAGUACCAAAAUUGUUUUGGAACAACCUUCAAGAUGUGGGAUAUUUGAAUAUGUCUCAGAAUAAUUUCACUGGUGCAAUUCCUAAUAUGUCAAUGAAGCUUUCCAGUACACCAUUUAUAAUUCUGAAUUCGAAUCACUUUGAAGGCGAAAUUCCAUCGUUUUUACUACAAGCUUCAGAGUUGAAGCUUUCUGACAAUAAAUUUUCAGAUCUAUUUUCAUUCAGAUGUGACCAAAGCAGCUCUGAAUUGACUUUUUUAGAUUUAUCAAAUAAUCAAUUAAAGGGACAACUCUCAGACGGUUGGAAAUCUAUAGAUCGAUUGGUGUGGCUUGAUUUAAGCAACAAUAAAUUGUCAGGGAAGAUUCCUGUGUCCAUGGGCAACCUCGUUAUAUUGGAAGUCUUGGUCUUACGGAACAAUAACCUAACGGGUGAAUUACCUUCAAAUUUGAAGAACUGCAACAAUUUAAUUACAUUGGAUGUGGGUGAAAAUAUGUUGCUUGGUCCAAUACCAUCAUGGAUCGGAGAAAGUAUGCAGCAAUUACAAAUUUUGAGCAUGCGAAAGAAUCACUUUUCUGGAAAUCUUCCUAGUCAACUCUGUUAUUUGGAGGAUAUUCGAUACUUGGAUCUUUCGAGGAAUAUGUUAUCAAAAGGAAUUCCAUCAUGCUUAAACAAUUUGACUGCAAUGAUUGCAAACAUAGACGUCUGGGGUGAAAGUUUUAUAAAUUUGGUUGAUAUGAAUGGUAUAACUUAUGCAAGUUUUCCUUCCGGCGACUAUACCCUUAACAUAAGCCUAAUUUGGAAAGGUGUGGAACAGGGGUUCAAGAAUCCAAAGUUAAAGCUUAUGAGCAUUGAUCUUUCAAGUAAUAAGUUGACAGGUGAUAUACCAAAAGAGGUUGGAUAUUUACUUGGGUUAGUUUCUUUGAAUUUAUCAAGAAAUAAUCUGAGUGGAGAAAUUCCUUCAGAGAUAGGAAAUUUAAGUUCACUAGAGUCGCUUGACUUAUCAAGAAAUCAUAUCAGUGGGGGAAUUCCUUUCUCACUUUCUCAAAUUGAUUUUCUUGGCAAGUUAGAUUUGUCACACAACUCUCUCUCUGGAAGAAUACCAUCAGGAAGACACUUUGGAACUUUUGAUGUCUCUAGUUUUGAAGGGAAUGUUGGUCUUUGUGGUGAACAACUUAACAGAACUUGUCCUGAAGAUGGAAAUCAGACAACAAUAAAGCCUCAAGAACAUGGAACAGUCAAUGAUGAUGAAGAUAAUGCUUUCUAUGAAGCACUGUAUAUGAGCAUGGGGAUUGGAUAUUUCACUGGAUUUUGGGGCUUAUUAGGGCCAAUGCUACUUUGGCAUUCUUGGAGAAAUACUUAUCUGAGGUUCCUAAACAGAUUGACAGAUGGUAUAUGUCAAUAA
Molecule: messenger RNA, 3195 nt
Organism: Vigna angularis (adzuki bean)
Lineage: Eukaryota; Viridiplantae; Streptophyta; Magnoliopsida; Fabales; Fabaceae
Product: receptor-like protein EIX2
Exons: 1
Coding region: 1-3195 (1064 amino acids)
Molecular function (GO): protein binding
Source: RefSeq, a predicted model, not a curated record